GUAGUCAGUCAUUGUGAUGCCACUCUUUAACAAGAAAUUCGAAUCGAAGCCUAUACCAGCGCGUGUGAGUCGCUGUAAUAUUGGCUUUCCGGUCGUGAACGAGGACAUUGAGGAUUUUCGUAACAUCUCAUUGAGUUUGGGCAACAAGAAGCUGCGUUUCGCCGAUGGCAUUUGGAUGCAUUCGGCGCAUAAAGCAGACGUGGAUGACAUGCUACGCUUAAACAAGAAAUUCCGAGCUCUAGAGGAGGAGAAUAACAUGUGUAACUUGAAGAUAGAAGUUAUGCUAGAUUUGUUAGCUGAGCAUGCCACAGAGCUCAAUGACUUGAAGCCCAAGGAGAAGUAGCGAAAGCUGUCAAGCUGUCAAUUUGUAAGCAUUAAUUGUAAUGAAAAGUGAAAUAAAAAGUCGAAACUGUAGAGGUUCAGUAAACUCAUACUGCCUGAUUU
Molecule: messenger RNA, 444 nt
Organism: Drosophila mojavensis
Lineage: Eukaryota; Metazoa; Arthropoda; Insecta; Diptera; Drosophilidae
Gene: Cby
Product: protein chibby homolog 1
Exons: 2
Coding region: 17-343 (108 amino acids)
Source: RefSeq, a predicted model, not a curated record